UCGGAAGCGGAUGGAUCUCUGACCUCAUUUCCGACAGAGAUGUUUCCCAUUGUGAGCUGAAAUAGCUUUUCUUCCCUUGAUUAUUUUUCAUAUUCGUACGGUUUAUUUGUCGCAGUUUUGAUGUACACAUUCGUGCCACUCGGAAGAAGGUGAAGCAGUCUCGUCCCCGGUCGUAGAGAGAAACCAAGCAGAGCAGCAUCAUGUCUGAGGAGCUGGAUCUGUCCCCUCCUGAGGUCCCCGAGCCCACCUUUCUGGAGAGCCUGCUGCGCUACGGCCUCUUCCUGGGAGCCAUCUUCCAGCUCAUCUGCAUCCUGGCUGUCAUCAUACCCACGUCCAAGGGACAUGAGCAGGAGGAGACUGAGUCAAGUGAUGGAAGGGCUGCCGAACAGAUGAAGAAAUCUAAAGGACCUGCAACUCAGAUACGACAGAAACUAAAGAAAGAGAGCAAAAAGAAACGCUAGUUGUGUGUGUGUGUGUGUGUGUGUGGGUGGGUGGGUGCGUGGGUGGUUGUUUAGGCCUGUCUGCAUUUAUGUGUGUGUGUGUGUGUGUGUGUGUGUGUGUGUGUGUGUGCGCGCGCGCGCGCGCGCGCGUUUAUGUAUAUGUGCGUUUAUCCAUCAGUGAACCAGCAUUAGCAAUUACAGUUACAACUAUGUUAACAACACUACAUAUAUACUGUAUAUAAUUCAUUAUUGCUGUAAUACAGAUGUGGCCAUUAAAAACGAUGUGCAUUUAAUUUGAGACACAGCAUAAGGACCUUGAACUGUGUAUCCUGCUCACACUCUUGAACACAACAGUGUGUUAAGAAGAGCAAAAUGCCAUGAAUUGUUGUGACUUUUGUGCAGCCGCCUGUUUUUGAGCUGUAUUUGCUUUGGACCAUUUAAACUGUGUGUAAGUCUUCUUUGUGAUCAUCAUUGUACUUUACAAUAGCUUAACACCGCCAAAUAAAUAUGUGGGCAUUCCUAUA
Myripristis murdjan (pinecone soldierfish) is the source of this 964-nucleotide messenger RNA. It is a transcript of the gene manbal, whose product is annotated as mannosidase beta like. The transcript has 3 exons. Gene Ontology annotation, cellular component: membrane. The record is from RefSeq and is a predicted model, not a curated record. NCBI's taxonomy places the organism in Eukaryota, Metazoa, Chordata, Actinopteri, Holocentriformes, Holocentridae. Bases 201 to 461 code for a protein of 86 amino acids.